Molecule: messenger RNA, 970 nt
Organism: Periconia digitata
Lineage: Eukaryota; Fungi; Ascomycota; Dothideomycetes; Pleosporales; Periconiaceae
Source: the annotation of a GenBank genome assembly
UUCAAGUCAAGUGCUACCAUCACCUAACUCUAACACCAAGAUCUUCAACAUGCGCGUCGCAGUCUUUGGAGCAACCGGCGUCCAAGGAGCCCAUCAAGUCUCCCUCCUCACGGAAGCAGGCCACACGGUGACAGCAAUAAGUCGCACCGCCCAACCUCUAAAACUCCACAACAACAAAACAAUCACUACAACAGCCGCCGACAUCUCUGACCCUCCAGCCCUCUCAACCGCCCUCCAAAACAUCGACACAAUCUUCGUAAACCUCCCCUCAACCUCCUUCGCGCAAUCCGGCCCAAUUCUCACAGGAACAGCCAACAUCGCCACAGCCGCAAAACAACAAAACAUCUCGCACAUAAUCUUCAACACAUCCAUGCCCGUCCCAGAAAUACCCCAGGACAUCAAAGCGCAAGACGACCGCCGCGAAAUGCGCCGCAUCCUCCGCGAAACAGGAAUUCCAGUCAUCAGCAUCCAACCCGUCUGCUACAUCGACAACCUCCUGGAAGGCUGGGCCCUCCCACCCAUCCGCGACACAAACACCCUCGUCUACUGCCACAAACCGCAUCUCCGCGUCUCCUGGAUCUGCCACCACGACGUCGCGCAGCUCAUGGUGGCCGCGAUGCUGCGUCCCGAGCUCGGAAACCGCAAUUUCCCCGUCGGCGGCGCCGAAACCGUCGUGUUGAGUCAACUUGCCGAGAAGCUCUCGCGUGCGUGGGGUAGGGAGUUGGGCUGUGUGAAUCAGACUGUGGCAGAUUUUUGUGACAAGAUUUCUGCGUCGAUGGAGGGGAGGGGGUUGGAGUCGCAGCAGAUUGUGAAGGAUAUGUUCAAGGCUUAUACGUAUUAUAAUGAGGCUGAGGAUGAGCCGUUUAAUAUUGAUAUGAAGGGGGUGUUGGAGUCGUUGCCGGUUAGGUUGACGCCGAUUGAGGAGUGGGCGAAGAGGCCCGGGAGGCAGCCUGAGAAUGUGCAUUUUUAG